GUCGAGCUGUUAUUUUUUCACAAAUCAUCCAUCCGAGUCCUGGUUACUGGAAUACUGGGUCAAGGCAUGGCUGUGUUGGCCAAGCAGUACCAAAAUAUUGAAUGUACGGUUCGUUAGUGGAACGACGUUACGUAAACCAUUGGCAUUGUAGCGCUAGACAAGUCUCAAGUUAGUUUGUUCAUUAGAUCUACCGAGCCACAUUUUCAACAGGCAAGCAGCAUCUAGCUCUUUACGCCUGUCCGACGAAUAAUUUUUGAAGUCAUUGUCUGUUAUAGCUUUACUAGAAAAGCGUGGAUCUACUGUCACUUAGUGUCACUUAGUUAGGGUCUUACAUGGGCCUUGGAGACCUUCAAAGUCCAUAAUCCAGGAGUUCAAUUUUAGGACGAAUGAGGUACUGGCAAUAACCAGAUAACUACAUAGCUCAUCUCGUCACGUCUCUGCGAGCGCGCGGUCAGGCCAGUGUGCGUUUGCCAAGUACUAGAAGUUGUCGCGAUGGAGCAACGUCAUCGCAUAGCUCUGCAGAGGAAUCACGUUACGCUGAAGACAUCCUUGCACCCGCAAGGACACGUGCUUGAUUCCCUGUAUGCUGACAGGAUAAUUCAGAGGUACGACAAGCAGCACGUUCUCGUUGACAAGAGCGGCACUGAAAGAGACUCACCCAGCCAGGCUGAGGAGCUUUUGAAGUACCUUCCUACGCUAGGCUCCAAUGCGUUUGAAGCCUUCUUGAAAGCUCUGAGGGAUUCUGAACUUGAUGUGCAUCUCCAGUUGGUAAAAAAGCUUGAAGCGUCUGUGGCAGAUGUAGAGAGGGAGGAAGAGAACUUGGCCAAGGAGAAGGCAAAUGAGAAUGUGGGCAAGCGUCGUAUACACAGCGAUGUCACGGCUGCCUACUCAAGUGGAACUCACAUCACCGCCCAACAGGAGCGCCACACAGGGCACUAUUCCGAUGUCCAUUUCUCUGGUGGCAAGAAACAACAGGGACAUUUGCCCGUUGGACAUGCGGUAGCUAUGUUUCAACCGCUCCGCAUUCAAGCACAGCCUCUGUUGAACGGUGUGACUCUAGAAGAACAGGUCAUGCCAUCAAAUGGCGGUGUCCCAGUCCUGGAACUCUCUGGACCUCAUCCACCGAUGGUACAUCCACAAUAUGGCUACACCGCUGAAACGCCGCGUCCGACUUCAUCUACUCUAUCGUCAGUCAGCAAUGCUUCCAUCUCCAGUCACGAUAGUUCUUUGCACUCCAGUGGCCUACUUGCUGGCAAUCAUGAUCCCAGUUCAGCUGUAAUGAUGGAGUCUGGAGUGAGUGCAGCUCCUCAGUACCAGGAGCAAGGUAGCAACAGCUCUCGCUACUCUAGUGGUAGUGUUGAAGAGUAUCAAGGUACUGCAGCACAGUCAAGUAUCACGGACAUGAUAGUGACUAGUGAUGGAUGUUCAGUUUCUGGACCCCUGGGAGCUGGGAGUGAUUUGGGGGCACUAAAUGACAUCAUUCCUGUUCGUGAGGAAGCCAACUGGCCUCUGCAAGCAGCUGUGCAUCACGCAGAUCAUGUUCCACAGCUGACACCAUCAUUGGUUGGUAACCCAUGUCAGACAGAGGAAUUCUCUCCACAACAGGCAACACAAGAACACCAUGUAAUUGCCCAACAGUCCGGUCAACAACCAACGGGGGAAUUGCUACAACCGCUGUAUGCAGCCAACACAAUGGCACCACCUCAGCAGUCUCAAUCCAGUCUGUAUCCGGCGGCACAAAACGUUCCGGUUGAGCACAACACAGUGCCAGCAUUGCAGCCUUCACAGCCUCCGAAAGCAACCCAGUAUCUGCAGCACGAUCCACAGCACCAAGUGACACAGCAGUUUCCAGCUCAGGCAGGACCAUCACAGCUAGGACAUGCCAAUACCUAUCAGAUACCAGUUCCAAGUCAGCAAGUGGUGUUGCCUAGCCAAGGACAACUUCAUCCAAGCAGCAAUCUUCCUGUGAGGCAUUCUCAACCUCAUCAGCUGCAAAAUCCUGUCAAUCCAGCUGCACCGGAAAAGGGUGCUGCUGGUGCAAGCCAGCCGUACGCUUACACAAAGUCUUUUGUUCAUCAUCGUUUUGAGGCUCAAGGAUUUCAAGCUAGUGCCCACUCCCCAUCACAGAAACGUGCAUUAUCCGAGCAGCAUCAUCAUACCCCAGCUUCUCACCAUCAUCAUACUCCAGUCUCUCAGCAGCACCAUCAUACCGUCCCUGUCUCUCAGCAAUCAUACCCGUCUCAGAGUGUUCAGGCUCAGAUUGUGCCUUCACAUGAACAGCCACUCCAGCUAAGCCCGGCAAGGCAGCAAGGAUUGGGGUAUCCUCAGCAACAUGCUCACAACCAAUAUACAGUUGACUCUCAAUUACAGCAUAAACACUCAACAUCUCCUUUUAUUGAACCCCAGCAACAAUCACAGUAUCAGCAGCAACAGAAUCAAAUACAACCACAUCUACAACACCAAGUGCAGCACCAGCAGCAAAUGCAACAGCACCAAUUGCAACAGCACCAGCAGCACCAAUCGCAACAGCACCAGCAGCAACAAAUGCAACAGCACCAGCAGCAACAAAAGCAUUACAAUCAUCAUCAGCAGCAGCAACAGCAACAACAACAACAACAACAACAACAACAUGUUCAGGUGCCGCAACAUCUAUAUCAGCAAUCACAGCAAUCCACUUACCAUCAGAAUGGCUACUCACUUGCCCUACAGCAGCAGCAGCAACAGCAUUCCCAUCAAGGCCUGGAUGUAAAUCCAGAAUCUCAGGACUAUCCAAUCCGGAAUGAAGCACCUGCGCAUCAACAUUUACCAGCUAAGACCCACACAUAUUAUGAGUAUAGUCCUACUCAACCACCUCCUGUGGGUGGUUUUCAGCAGCAACAUCUAGUUGAGAGCCAGACCACAUCCAUGAAACAUUACCGAUACCAGGAAAAGGAUUCCUUUCCCCCUCCGGUCUCACCAAAUUCACAGCAGCAGCUUGUUCCAAGUCACCUACAACCCCAAGCUCUGCAGCCACUUCAGCAGCAGGCAGCGGUUCACACCAAUGGAGAAUCUCUCACUGCUGGCCACUGCACCUGUGUGUCAUGUUCCUCGACUCUGCGCGUACAGCAUUCACACCACUCGCACCGCCAUCGCGAGUCAGAUGAGGAUGGGGAAGAGCUGCAUCUUUGUCUGAAGAUCAGCAGCAUAUCAAGUGGCCAGAGAAGGAUAGCUUUAGCACAUAGCCCUGACCGAGAGCGCUCGGAAAAUCAUGACUCCACCCAUCAAGGUCACUCUUGUUGCAGCUCCAACGCAACGGUGCAUGUGAAUCCAGGAGGUGCACAAGCACCCGCGGCACAAGAUGGAACUUCUGCUACUAGUGGUGCCGGUGUGAAUGCUAGCUCUGUGGACCUCCCAACGGUUGGGACAGUGUCCUCAUCCAUGCCCGGCCCUGCAGCUGGAGGAGAAACCCAGUACCUGUCCAGACCUGCUGCAGAUUGGAAUCCGCCCAGUGGUGCAACUGCUUCAACGCCUGUUGAUCCACAUCCAAGGCAAAGUUCAGACACCCAAAGCCCAGUUACUCGUCUUCGCUGGUGCUGUGUGCGGGGCAGCAUCUUCUCCCAGAAGUUGGCCUUGAACGAGAAUAAGCUGCGACUGAGCAUGCACAAGCAAGGUUUCUGGGUGAAAAACUUCACCCUGGAGAAUCCGAUUGUCGGCGAGUUCUCAACAAGUAGUCCAACACUUCAGCGGAAAUUAGAAGAGUGCUCCGAAAUCCAUCUGUUUGUUCUUGUUGAAGUCAAUCGAGAUGAUUCGUGCUUUUUGGCAUUAAGAGCCGAUCUCAUGAGAGCACUGAGCAGUGUGGUGGGAGACGUUCACGCUGCUGUCUACUGCGAUGAGAGCAAACGUCAUUGUCAGGUUGUGGAGCACUGCUUGCUGCCUGGUAUGGAGGACGGUGAUGAUGAUUACGAUGGUCCUGUGGACUCCUCUGACGAUUUCAAUAGAAACAACUCCCAUGGAGUCGAUUGUGUUGAUGGUCCAACUGAACUUGAACAGCUUCAGCAGUAUCUAAGGGGUGCCAUCUUCAUUGAACAGCCACUUCUGAGCCAGCCUUACUUUAGUAUUCUGAUGCUGAAGGCAAGUGUUCAUUCAGAAGGCUAUGUCCCGGCCCACUUCAGUCUGCAUAGGCCGGCAGCUAAUUCCUUUUCCACCCGUGCUGCUAGCAGUGCCACAAAGAAAGCUUCCACUGAUGCACUGCUCUCCGCAUUGGUGGAGCUUGGCCCGACUGUCUCCGGGUUUGCGGACAUUGACAGGAGCUUACGCCAUGCUCUGUGUGUUGUCGCCGGUAUUGGAAAGGCGGAGGUUCAUGCUGACUCAAGCCAUGGCAAUGCUGAUGCUGUUAGCUUGACAACGCCACCUCAGCUGCAGUCUAGAUGCCCGAUCACCAGUGGUAGCAGUCCGAGAACCGUCUCUAAAAUCCAGAACACAGAAGGCUGGCAAGGUGAUGCCAAAUCCACAGUGCAUCGAAAAGAGUUGAAUAUGGUCAUCCGCCAGCAGAGCUGCACCUCGAUAGGCACCGUCACACCGACUGGAGAGCUGCAGAUUACGACAUCCAUGCUGGAGGAGAAGCUAGCCUCACUGACAGUUUCUCGUGAAAAGGGAGCCACUGUAACGCAUCAGGCUUGUGAAUGGGUGGAAGACUCGGCACAAGUUAUCACGGAGAUGGAGGCAAACACCAUCGCGAGACAUACAAUACCAGCGGUGCUGACUGCUAGGGAUGACGACUCGAGCAGACCUGAGCAUCACGAAGACAUGUCUCAUGUUCCUACCGGGUAUAUGCCCGGCUGUGGCAUGACUGAAAGUGGUGGCGUAGGAGAGCAAGAUGCCUCACUCAAGCCACCUAAAGGGGAUGGAGUAACAGCAGAGGAGAUUGACAACCAGCGGGCUAUAUCUAGUGCCAUUCAACCAGGCUGGUGCUCGCCAAGCCCCUCAGAGCCCUUGCCUCAUGCCAACAAGUCUGCAGAGUUGUAGCAAGUUAUCAAGCAGCUCUCAGCAGAGAUGAACUUCCUGGUGAUUAUUUUCUUGCGCCAUGGCUUCUCAGUUCCAGUGAAGUGAGCAUCCUGUCCUCAUAUGUACAAGUGCUGCACACUAGCUGCACAUAUCAUGCAGGGUUAGUCCCAAAUUCCCAACUGAGACUACGAUGUACAUGUCUGCUGCAUACGUAAAUCUUGAAUUUGAUUUUCAGUCGUGAAUUCCCUUUUGGUUUUCGUAAAAUGUGACCCAAGUAUGCUAUUUUCUUUACUGCAAAGCAAUCCGGUGGAAAUGUUACACACCCUAAUAGUAUGUCCUUUUUCAGUGUAUUAUCGCAUUAUUGUCUCAGAGAAAACUGUUACCCUACUAUUCUGUUAAAUUUGAUGUAAAGAUUAAUAGCGUCGGUUACAAAAGAACUAAUCAGCUGGGGUUGUUUUUUGGUAUGACCUGCUCUAAAUAUGCACAGUUACCUUGGUAGUAGUUGCUCUAAAUAUGCACUAACAGUUACCUUGGUAGUAAUUGGAGAUCAUCAGCUACAUUGUAUAAUGACAUCGUAAACUAUACUGUAUUUUGUGGUAUGGCCAUCCACUUCAAAACAGCAGUAUUCUGGCCGUAAUUCAGAUCAAAAUGAAUGUAUUUCCCUCUUCUGCAGUUCUUUCAAGAUUUUAUUAUAAAUAAAUUUAUAAUUGAAUGAGGUUAUCGUACAUUUUGAGACUACCAACUCCCCACCACUGCAUACCCUCUCCAGCUGACCUCAUUCACUACACCCAUAAAUGGCUGUUUAUAUUCAUGAUUCACAGGAAGCACAAAUCUGCUCAUUCUGAUUGUGAAGGCAGUCCGUCUAUUGUCAUCACAAUCCAGUUUACACGAUCCUGAUGAUGAUAAUUUUGCCGAAUUAUUUUUUAAAAGGACGAUGUUGGGGUGACGACUGCACCUUAGCUUGAUGGUAGAGCAUCGCUUGCCCUAUUAAAGCGAAGUUCUCGUCCUGGUGGUUUCAGUCAUGUUUCCUUUGUUUCAUACUUUUCCUGUUUCAACUCCAUCAAACCUUUGAACAUUGUGAAACACUCGA
Messenger RNA from Sycon ciliatum, 6073 nucleotides. RefSeq lists its product as uncharacterized. NCBI's taxonomy places the organism in Eukaryota, Metazoa, Porifera, Calcarea, Leucosolenida, Sycettidae. Gene Ontology annotation, biological process: regulation of apoptotic process. Bases 493 to 5004 code for a protein of 1503 amino acids. The transcript has 13 exons. The record is from RefSeq and is a predicted model, not a curated record.